Effrenium voratum is the source of this 907-nucleotide messenger RNA. The record is from the annotation of a GenBank genome assembly. NCBI's taxonomy places the organism in Eukaryota, Dinophyceae, Suessiales, Symbiodiniaceae.
AAGUCUUUCUGCUCAGAACAGAGGGAUGUCAGAAAUUGUACAGUACGUCCAUUGGUAGCAGGCCUGUGAGUCCACAAUGGAGGAAAGCCAGUUGGGACCCCAGUUGGCGGCAUCUCCGUCAUCUUCGCGAUCAUCAUCAGGAUGGUUUGGUCUGCUCCAAGAGUCGUUGCUCUUGGAAGAGUCCUUGCUCCAAGAGUCGUUGCUCGACCACAUCGACAAUGACCCCGAGUCAUUGCAUACUUUCAACGUUGGCACAUCCACGUCUUCGCGCAGAAUAGACGGCAGUGAUCAUGACAACGGCACAUGCGACCCCUGUGUCCUGUUCAGCUCAUCUCAUGGCUGCGCCAAGGGGCAAAGUUGCCGCUACUGCCACCUCACGCCCCACGCCCCGGCAGAGAAGAUCAAGGCAGCGCACCGCCCGCGGAAACAGACGAGGGACAAGUUCAAGACCUCCGUGCAAGAGAUGCUCCAGGCGCACAAGGGCCGCGUGGAGGAAAUUCACCACGAGUUGCAGGCGGAAGCUCGAAAGAGCCCCUACGUGAGGAAGCUGUUACAGGGCUACCUCGACGAGGACGGGGCCGACUCCGAGAUUUUCGCACCUCCGGGUCUUUUUGCGCCGAGCCCCCCGCCGGGGCUUGCGCUCCCAGCAGGCUUGCCUGUUCCAUUGACCCAAGACCAGGAGAUGCCGCUCCCGUAUGCGCCAGUUGGCCCGCUGAGGAUUUUGAGCUCAAUGAGCUGCUAACCACGAAAUCCGCGCGCUGGAGCGGCUUGCCAUGGGCCUCCCGUGGCACCCCCCUACCCCCCGCCCAACUCGCGCGGUCGCAGUUUCACCUUUCUCACUUCUUGCAGGCAGCGGCGGACGGCCGGACUGCUGGGUCGUUUUGUUUUCCUUCCGACUUGGGAGGGA